CUAAAAUAAAAAAAAGGAAUUUUCUUUAAAACUGCGUUUUGGGACGAAUUGUUUAAGCUGCUAUUCUUCAUCUUUCUCUCACUCUCUUCUCCUCGCCGCUUCCGUUGGCUUCCUGCGAAUCUCAUCUUGCAUCCACUAAACUCAACAAUGGCGGAACAGACUGAGAAGGCUUUCUUGAAGCAGCCUAAAGUGUUUUUGAGCUCGAAGAAGACUGGAAAGGGAAAGAGGCCUGGGAAAGGAGGAAAUCGUUUCUGGAAGAGCAUUGGUUUGAGCUUUAAGACUCCCAGAGAAGCUAUUGAAGGAACAUACAUUGACAAGAAAUGUCCCUUCACCGGUUCUGUUUCAAUCAGGGGACGUAUUUUAGCUGGUACUUGCCACAGUGCUAAGAUGCAGAGAACCAUCAUUGUUCGCAGGAACUACCUCCAUUACAUCAAGAAAUACCAAAGGUAUGAGAAGAGACACUCAAAUAUCCCUGCACAUGUGUCACCUUGCUUCCGUGUCAAGGAAGGAGACCAUGUUAUCAUUGGUCAAUGCAGGCCUAUCUCGAAGACAGUGAGAUUCAAUGUGUUGAAGGUAAUCCCAGCAGGAGCUGCUGCUGGAGGAAAGAAGGCUUUUGCAGGACUGUAAGGUAUUUUUGAACAGAUUGUGGUGUAGCUAGGAUCUGUUUUGAAUUUUGAUAAUUUGAAAUCAGUUUUGUGAAUACGUCUUUUUGGUAUAAUCUUGGGAAAUUGUAGUUCAAAUAUCUUUAUAUUGUCAAAUGUUUUGUUUUAGGACCUACUGUAGUUUGUUUUGCAAUAUUAUUACUGCGAUCACAUUCUUUCA
Molecule: messenger RNA, 822 nt
Organism: Spinacia oleracea (spinach)
Lineage: Eukaryota; Viridiplantae; Streptophyta; Magnoliopsida; Caryophyllales; Amaranthaceae
Product: 40S ribosomal protein S11
Exons: 6
Coding region: 148-627 (159 amino acids)
Biological process (GO): translation
Cellular component (GO): ribosome; cytosolic small ribosomal subunit
Molecular function (GO): structural constituent of ribosome
Source: RefSeq, a predicted model, not a curated record